This is a messenger RNA of Penaeus monodon (black tiger shrimp), 1674 nucleotides long. RefSeq names its product integrin beta-like protein 1. The record is from RefSeq and is a predicted model, not a curated record. The transcript has 9 exons. NCBI's taxonomy places the organism in Eukaryota, Metazoa, Arthropoda, Malacostraca, Decapoda, Penaeidae. Bases 151 to 1608 code for a protein of 485 amino acids.
ACACAUCAUAACGAUUAUUAGUGCUUUGAUCACAUUUGCAAGAUUGAGUCAUUAGCCUUCAAUAUAAGGUGGCGUGUGAUCCCCGCCUCCCAGACGAAGCUGAACCUUCGCUCGUGAGACAUCAGGCCGACGCACUCCGAUCGUUGCGAAAUGAAGGGGGUCUUCCUGUUAUUCCUCCUAAUUAGCGGAGCAGUUGCUGCAUCCCUAGAUGUGCUGGAAAAUGAGGUUCGAGAUUUUGAUUCUGGUUCUGGCUCCGGCUCUGGAUCAGACUCUGGCUCCGGUUCUGGAUCAGACUCUGGCUCCGGUUCUGGUUCUGGCUCCAAUUCUGGCUCUGGCUCUGGUUCUGGCUCCGGCUCUGGCUCUGGCUCCGGCUCCGGCUCUGGUUCUGGUUCUGGCUCCGGCUCUGGCUCUGGCUCCGGCUCUGGUUCUGGCUCCGGCUCUGGUUCUGGUUCUGGCUCUGGCUCUGGUUCCGGCUCCGGCUCUGGUUCUGGCUCCGGCUCUGGCUCCGGCUCCGGCUCUGGUUCUGGCUCCGGCUCUGGCUCCGGCUCUCCUUCGCCUCCUGACGACCCUACCACCGAGUCUUCUACCCCUCCUCCACCCCCAGACGACCCUACCACCGAGUCUUCUACCCCUCCUCCACCCCCAGACGACCCUACGACCCCUCCUUCCCCAUAUCCCGAGCCGACCACCCCAUCUGGCUCCUGUGAUAAGCCCGAUCCCGAGACUUGCGCCGAUCACAAAAUGAAUCCUGUUCCCUUCUGUUGCCAGGAUGAAAACAAUAUUUGCCAAAAUCAAUACUUUGGCACAUGCAAGCUCUCGUGGCAAGACAAGUGUAAAUGUGACGCCAUCCUGAGCGAUGUCUGCAGUGGAGAAGGCUGUAGCUGUUGCGUAGACUGCAGUCGUGACACGAGUAACCAGUGCACAUACGGCGGUGGUUUCUGUAGGAAAAAUUGUGGAAAGUUCGCCUAUCCUAAUGGUGAACCGUGCAGCAACAAUGAACACUGCAGGUGCUGCAAAAAGUGUGACGAAAGUAUAUGCCGAGAACGAUACCCUACGUCGUGCACCCUCAGCGACGAAUCCUUCUGUUCGAACGGACACUAUUACGUGCAGGAGCCUAAUGAGCCCUGCGGCUGCUGCGUUCCCUGUUCUGCCAAUGCCACGUGUGUGUCACUGGGUGGAUAUGCUGAGCGAAGUGAAUUCCAGUGCCGGGUCGGUUAUGUUGGGGUCGAAUCGCAAGAUGUGUGUAAAUGCUGUGUUCCGGAAACACCAAGUGAAUGCAAUAGGAAUGCUUCAGGACUGGUGUUUGCUGACACCGAUUACUGCUGGGAAGGAAACUGUUUCGUGCAUUUUGAGCAAAGGAAUUACAGCAAAACCUCCAGCGGGAAGGAUUGCAACUGCUGUUAUGCAGGACUUUGUCGGCGCUGCUCCCCUGAAGCAGGAUGCAUCGAAGGAGGCGGCUGCUGCACCACGAAGGGAACAUGCCCUUGCGCGGACUACGUUAACACAGACGAGUGUGAAAGCAACGAUGAUGUGCCUUGCCGUUGUUGCAAACACAAGUGUCACCAGAAUACAAGGAAUGAUAUUUUCCGCUUGUCAAAAUUCUAUUAAUAUUUUAGGUCUUCUCAUAAAGCCCCAUGGUUAUGUUCACCCUUUCAAUAAAUCAGUUUCCUUAAA